Penicillium waksmanii is the source of this 2175-nucleotide messenger RNA. RefSeq names its product putative nuclear RNA binding protein. The coding region runs from base 1 to 2175 and encodes 724 amino acids. The transcript has a single exon. The record is from RefSeq and is a predicted model, not a curated record. NCBI's taxonomy places the organism in Eukaryota, Fungi, Ascomycota, Eurotiomycetes, Eurotiales, Aspergillaceae.
AUGGACCUCGACACCAGUCCCGCGGAUCAGCGCACCUCGCGCAAGCACCUGCGCAGCAGCUCCGACGAUUAUAACUACGAAACCAGCUCCGAUGAAUCCGGUCGCUUCGACGACGCCGAUGAACCGGAGAUUGAAGAUUAUAAAUCGCCCUCGGCCAAGUCCGUGAAACGCCGCCGCUCCAAUGACUGGCCGCUGCCCGACGAAGCUGCAGACUAUGGGCAUGACAACCGUCGUCACGCACGCGGUGGGAAUGGUGGGAUAGGUGCUAGCCUCGGCGCUCAGUUCAAGUCUUCCCCACGAGCGUCCCCUCGUGCCUCGGCGACUUCGCUUCGUGGCAGACACAGUGCUGCGGCCGCACACAGCCCACGUCACUUGCUGGGACGCCGGUCGCGUUUUGUGGAAGCGACGAUGAGUGAUAGUGUCAGCGAGAAGCCACCGAGUAUUUUUAUGCACGAGAGUAAGCGGAUUGCGCCUCAGCAGCAGCAUCAGCAGCAUCGUUCGUCCGGAAUCUUUCGCUUUGGGAAGGCCAUUGCUUCGGCCUUCAAUCCUUUCGGAGGUUGGAAUAGGAACUCGCCUGAACAUGAGGUUUCUCACAAGCCAAAGCCUCAAACGGAUGCUCUUACCCAGGCAGAACUGGCUUAUGCGGAGUUGAAGAAGGCCGGCUAUAAGGGUACCAACAAAGGUUCCUACACGCAGAGCCAGAAUACCGACCAGGCGAACGCCGACCAGACAUUCCAGGCUAUCCUGGAGAAAAUGGGCCACGGAGGUACCAUUGGAGAUGCAGCCCACCCGCUAGCGGAUCAAUUUGAUGGACCUGGUGGUACACCUUCGCGCUCAUCAUCGAAGGCCUCGAAGCGCUCAUCUUUCCAAGACCUUCGCAAGGUCGGACUCCCAUUUGGCAGGCCCCAAGAAACGACCACCGUCGCACCGCCAACAUACAUCGAGCGAUCAUCUGAAGAAUCCGUUGAAAAUACUGGGCUUCGCAAACAAAAAUCACGCAGGGAGCUUUCACGACAAGCCAAGCUCCUCAAGAAAGUCAGCAACCUUGAAGACAAGCUCGACCGUGCUCGUCGCGAGCUUCACCAGAUCAGUGGAAAUGAGGAGCGGGUGCCAGAGCCAACACCAGAGCGCAGAUCCAUGAGCAUUGAUAUGGACCCUGGCAGUUAUCCACGCAAAUUCGUCCCCGGUGCACUCCCAACACUACCAUCAGAACGACUUCUCGACCAACAAGCGACAAUCGCCGAAACGCCCGAGCCCGAGAUGGGCGUCUUGACCGCUUUACCGUCCGUGGAGGGCCGAAGAAGCGUCUCGAUCGAAGAACAGGGACCAUGCCCAAGCCCAAUUGUGGGCAAGUCCCCGAAGAGGCGGUCGAGAGAUUCGCGGCCGUCUUCCAUGGGUAAGGAAAGCUCCUCCCGCAAAAGGAAGUCCCCCGUUCCUGAACCAGUCGAUAGUCGGAAACCUCCUCAGUCCAACCCAACGCGCCCCGAUAUCAACGACGUCGCCCUUUCGAUCGAAUAUGACCACCUGAUCGACUCGGGCCUCCUUAGCCCCCUUCGGCAAACUAAAUGGCCGAAAUUCGAAGCUGGCGAUAGCCCCGGCUCGGUAGAACGUACGCGAUCCAAUAUCAGCCACGGAGCCGCCGCACAAGAAGAAGAUUCAUACAACAAAAGGUCCACAUCAGCUCAGUCCCGAAAAUCUUCUGCCAGCCUGAACCGCUCACCAAAAUCCAAGGCCGUAAAAUCCUCGCCCCAUAUCCGUACGCAACCAGGCCGUUCGAAUUUGCGCUCUGUCUCGCCUUGCGCCAUGAGCGAUUCGGCACACAGAUCCCCCGGCAACUGGAUCUCUCCCUCGCCACCUCCUUCAAAAAGUAAAGCACAUCAGGCGUUCUAUCUUCAGCCGCAUCUCCACCUCGAUCCGGAUCGGACGCCACGCUCUUCACCUGGCAAAUCUAGCCCAAGGAAACGAAGAUGGCAGGAUGCGGAUAUUCCACCCGUCCCUCCGCUUCCUGAGGAGCUUCUUCCAAAUGCAGCAAAGGUAAAUAAGUCGCCAUCGAAGAUGAAAAGUCCGAGAAACGAGCCUGCGAUGGCUUUAGAGCCGCAGUCUUUUUCUGUUCAGAAUCAGCAGUCGACCGCGACCGGGCUUGAGGACUUCCCCUGGCCUUCGGAUAUUUUUUAA